AUGCCGGCACGUCAAGGAAUGAGGCCUCUGCUGGUCACGGCUUGCAGGGCGAGCAAACGACCUUCAACCAUCCCGCGAAGGCAGCUGAGCUUUCUUAUCACAUCAUCCUCGCCAUCACAGCAACGCCCGACAUGUCGCUUCCCACCAGAAAUGAUACCCAUCCCGCUACCCGUCCCGAAACCGAGCUUUCCGACGGUGGGAGGAUCGCGUCCCUCGCCCCAGGUACGGCAUGCAUCUUCCACGGCGUCGAGCCAAGAGCUCAAGCGCACGCCGCUGUACGACUUGCAUGUCUCCCUCGAUGCCAAAAUGGUGCCAUUCGCGUCCUUCUCCAUGCCGUUGCAGUACCCAGACCUCAGCCACAAGGAAUCCCACCUCUGGACGCGCCAACACGCCAGCCUGUUCGACGUCUCUCACAUGGUCCAGCAUAAACUCUCCGGCGAAUUGGCCGAGGAGUUCUUGAUGACGGUCACGCCUUCGGCCUUGAAGGAGCUGGAGAAGCACCGCUCGACCCUGUCAUGUCUGCUGAAUGAGCAAGGCGGGAUCGUGGACGACACGGUGAUUUCCCGCAUUGGGAAGGAUGGGUUCUACUUUGUCACGAAUGCCGACUGUCGGGAGAAGGAUCUGAAGUUCCUCGACGAGCAGAUGGGCAGCUUCUUGAAAGCCCGGGGCGCCUCGAAGGAAAAGAUCAACUGGCACGUCCUUGACCACCACGCGCUGUUGGCACUUCAAGGUCCUCAAGCCGCAGAGGUCUUGCAAGCCCUCGUCUUCCAUGACACGGAGGAUGAAGGUCUCGACACGAGCCUGGAGACACUGUACUUUGGCUCUAGUCGGUGGGUUCAACUCACACUACCCGAGUCAGGCAUGAAUACGCCGUCUCUCCUCAUUACUCGUACGGGCUACACCGGCGAAGAUGGCUUUGAGAUCUCGAUUCCCCCUGAAAAUGGAGACGCGACCGACCUGGCCACCAACAUCGCAAAGGCGCUGACAGCGGACCAGUCCAAGGUCCGCUGGGCGGGGCUCGGGGCGAGAGACUCGCUGCGGUUAGAGGCUGGCAUGUGCCUGUACGGCCACGACCUGAACGAGCAGAUCACACCACCAAUGGCAGCUCUGGGCUGGUUGGUCGGCAAGUCUCGCCGCGGGGAAAACCCCUCCCCCGCCUUCAACGGCCAUGAGACCAUCAACAAGCAGCUCGCGGCGCCGAAGAGCAUGCCGGAGCGACGAGUUGGGCUCCUGAUCGAAAAGGGCCCCGCUGCGCGCGAGGGCGCAGAGAUCGUCGAUCUCGAACACGACAACGAGGUCAUUGGGCGCAUCACCUCAGGAUCUCCCAGUCCAAGCUUGGAUGGGCAGAACAUCGCCAUGGGAUACAUCAAGAACGGCCUCCACAAAAAGGGCACGCAGGUCGGGGUCAAGGUGCGCAAAAACGUGAGGAAAGCGGAGGUGGUCAAAAUGCCAUUCGUGCCGAGCAAGUUUUUCACCAAACCUUCGUAA
Molecule: messenger RNA, 1488 nt
Organism: Cladophialophora carrionii CBS 160.54
Lineage: Eukaryota; Fungi; Ascomycota; Eurotiomycetes; Chaetothyriales; Herpotrichiellaceae
Product: glycine cleavage system T protein
Exons: 1
Coding region: 1-1488 (495 amino acids)
Biological process (GO): glycine catabolic process
Cellular component (GO): mitochondrion
Molecular function (GO): protein binding; aminomethyltransferase activity
Source: RefSeq, a predicted model, not a curated record